CUGAAAACAUGGCUCCACAGUUGCAAACCCGUACUACUCCUCAGUUUCAAAAUAUACCUUAUCAAUACCCCCAUGCCAGGCAUUCUAAAUCCAUGACUGAAAGUGUGAGAAACCAUUUUUUGUCUCAGAGUAGAAUGAGUAUGGAUUGUCAUAUCCCUAAUGAAUCCUCUUCCCUUGGAAAGACCUAUCCAAAUCAGAGGCCUGAAGGUGAGAUUAACAUAGACCAGGAUGCUGGUCAUUCCUGGUGUUCUGGAGGAGCUGGAUCAAAAGAAAUUCAAUGGGGUUCUUUGGGUAAAGUUAUAGAUUCCCCAAAUCAUCGUGGAAACAAUAUGCCACAGUCCUCAGAACUUGCAAGGCCCUAUACAAAGAACAGUAGCCCAACGGUAUCUGACUAUGCCCAUCCUACCAGGAAAUCCUUGUCAAAUGAAUUAAACUCCACUUCUGCAGUGCAGCAGUUGCUACUCAAAGCGGCUGAGCCAGCAAGGGGAAAUGAAUCAUCUGUGGGGCAAGUUAAGCCUCAUGCACCAUCAUCACCAUUACCAUCUCUCUCAUCAUUGGAGCGACGCUCAGUCAUCUGUGAUCUUUCACCAUCUUGUCUGACCACCCAUGCAAGGGAGAGAUCUUCAGAAGGAGAUACAGUGAGUAUUCUGCCACUAACCGGGUCUUCUGUUAUUCAGCAGUCACCUUCUACUUCAGUGUUAAAUCAAGAGGACAGUAAAGAAGAAAAGUUGCAUAAAGCUAUGUUGAGGGAGGAAGCACUUAAGACUAUGAAGGAGGUCCAAAAUUCUAAAAAGUGUAACUAUAGUCAUUCCUUUACGAAGGGAACAACUAUUCAGCUUCAAAACCGAAUGCAGCAACCCUGUGGUCCUCACCAGUUGGACACAAUCCCUGGGGGGAGUGUUAAAACGGCAAAAAUGCCCAUUCUUCACACCCAACAAGCCCCACAACAACUAAUACCCACCCCUAAUCCUCUGUCUUCACCAUCAUCAAGAUUUCAACUGUACUUCCAAGGCCUAGAUGAGUCAAGUCAUCACUCUACUGGUGUAGAUGGCUUUGGAUUGAGAGAUUCAGGGGAUGGGACUGUCAAAAUAAGUCCUCGACACUCCUACCAACUAUCGCAUCACAAUUUGAACGCAUCUCAACCAAAAAACUCUCAACCCACUAAUAAAUUGCAAAUGUAUCCCCACUCUCACUCUCUCCAACACUUACACAGCUUAAAUGACAGACUUGAAUGGGGCUCAAAUACUAACCAGCCAUCUUCUCAGGAUUUAAUGAUGUCCCCUGAUUCAAGCAAAAAUCAAUGCCAUGCAGGAAUUCGAUCCACACCUGAUGUACUAGCUAAUCCACAACUACCACCUCCUCAGGGCAGUUACUAUAGCAUUGGAAAAAUGUGGGGGCCAUCAUUACCUGGAAGAGAGAACAAAGGGAUAAUGGAGGGCGAUUCCUACCGAAGAAAUGAACCUCCUGUUGCUCCCUCUGGGCCAAUGGUCUUGCCCUCAAUGCCACUAGUGGUUUCCAGACAUCUUGAAUCAAACUCAUCAAGAAUCGUUACAGAAGAUGUUGUCAAAUCAUUUCACCAAAUGUCUACGCCUAUCAAGCAAUCUGAUUCUAGCAGUGUUAGUGGGAAUAGUGGUCUCUUGGGACCUCAGGGGAAAACUAAAAUGGGGGGUUCUGGGGACACAAACCCAUUAAUUAUGAGAAGAAGGGUCCGUUCUUUUAUCUCCCCAAUUCCUGCAAAAAGGCAACACCAGGAUAUAUCCCAACAGCAGCAGCAAAGAGGAGUUUCAAGUAUGCAUCCCUCCCAUUUAUCCAACUCUGAUGUAAAACCCAAUGUAGAUAUUGACCCAUUCAGCCCAGAUGUGCCCAAACACAAAACAGUCAGUACAAGUGAUUCUCUAGACUCUCCUCCACCCUCUUUGGGAAAAAUGGAUGUUCUACCACUUAGAAAGGGAAGGGGCUUGAAGCUGGAGGCAAUAGUACAAAAAAUUACACCCAAUACUAAAAAAACAAAUGAAGAUAGUGAGAGUAAUACUGAUUCAACUUCUAGCUUAUCUCACACAGAAAUGACUUGCAUAUCUGACCUGAAGGACUACAACUCCAGUGUUGGGGAGAAUUUCUCAAGAAUGGAAACUGGCAGCGUGAGUUGUUUGCCAUACCUAAAUGAAGGUAUAUCGUUGGAAGAAAUUAUAUCCUACAGGGAGGUUGAGGAAAUAGGGCCUCUGCCUCCAACUGCAUACCAGUGUGACCCCCAUCAGGACACACACAUCCUGAAAUGUGAUUUGAUAGAAAAGCCUACCAGAACUACAGUUAGGGAUUUGGAGUCUGCAUUAGACUUUGGGAUCGGGGUGCCAGGAGCUCCAAAGUCUGAAAGAGACACUGCAAGAGAUGGGGGGAAAGAUGAAUUAUCCCCUGAUUUCACCCUAUUAGGACCAUUGCCCCCACCCCCUCCAUUGCCUCGCCCUGUACAAGCAACUUCCCCUCCAUCAUCUUCUGCUCUGUCAGAUAUUCAACAUUUCACUACAACUUAUCAGCAACUGGAGACUCGUAGAGAACAUUCAGCAGCUACUCUUCUGAGGCAAAAACUUGAAGAGGGUGAGAUGUGUUUGGGUUUGGAUGAUUAUUCUGGGAGGGAUGUCCUUGGGACUAAGUCACCCCACCACAACCAGAAUCCAAAUCACUGCCUAUUAUCCAUUCCCCCACAAAACCAGCCACAUCAGCAACACAUAUCUACAGGGAGCAUAUCUUCAGUGAAUGGUGAGCCACAGUAUACUCAAACGAAGCCCUCUGAUAGUGCUGUACCGAGAGGAUAUUUUCCAUCUGGGAAGAAAAGGGGACGACCAGUGGGCAGUGUGAAUAAGCAAAAGCGUAUUCAGGGACAGUCACAGAAUGCAUCCCUUAAUGCUUCCCCUGUUACGGAAAUGCCUACAUCUGUUCCUACUGCUACACCUCAAACUGAAGUACAAAGCAUCACCUCUGCAAUUCCUAUCAAUAAAACCAACUCUGACAAUGAAACCUCUAUGCCUCUUACUUCUGUUACUAUAUCUCUGGCAGCAAAAGAAGAGAUUGAGAGUGAAGAGAGAGAGCCAGAAAUGGAAGCAAAUCCUUGCAGACAAAAAGGAAGAAAGGAGGAAAUUGGGAAUGAAACGGAUGGAGUGGUGACCAUGCCGACACAGAGAAGUGUAGUAGAUGUGUUUGAAGGGGAGGUCAAUUCUGCAGGAAUUAGAGGAAACCUGAGUUCUAGUGGGGUUUUUCCAACCUCCCGGAAACCCGUUUUUGCUCCAUACAUUCAUGUAGAGAGAAAGUUGGAGGAGCUGGGAAAUGUAUGCUCCAUUGUAAAUGCUGAAGAUGAAAAGAAGAAGGCAGAGAGUGGAGAAGAGAGGGGAGGAAAGUGGACAGGAAAAGAAAUGGGAGGAGGGCCUGUUGCCUCUAUAAAUCCAACACACACGUCUCAAUCGACUAGGAAUGAUGGAGAAAGGGUGAGGUCAAAAGAGAAGAGAGGUGCAGAAAAGGAAAAUGCUUCUCACAUUCAUUCUAGUCCAACAGGGAAGGUGCUUCCUUCCUCAGGGUAUGUUAUUUCAGGAUCAGUGAUGACUGAGAUUGACGCCUUUGGUCAUCUUCUCUGCUGCCUGUGCAAAAAAUGGGCUAACUACAAAGAUCUUGGUGACCUCUACGGACCUUACUAUCCUCCUGAGUAUGCUUUGAGGUUUCCCAAGAAUCCCUCUGUAAUUAGGCAGAGCCUGGGGCCAAGCAGUGUCAGCACUGUGGGGGCAUUAGCAGGGGCUGCUAAAAUUGAAAUGAAACAGGAGAUCACUCCAGUAGCACUUCAACAAUGCGAGCCUGCCACAGACUCCAGUUUGACAGGAAAUCAAACUACAGACCCAUUGGCUGCUACAUCAACAGACAAGGAAGCUUCUGUGAGUGCACUGGAUAGACACUGUAGUAGUAACAAAGGGAAUAAAGAUUGGGAAUUGACGCAGAUACCUGCUAAUGAGGUGUUGAAACAAGAAGAGCAACCAAAUGAAAUCUCUCAACUGCUAGAAAAUGAACAGCAUGUAGAGGACAUCCAGAAAAGGCCGCAACACAGAAAAUUAACUUCUCAUCCAAGAUUUAAAAGGCGACACAAAUCCAGUGAAGAUUUGCCCAAAACUGGACCCACCAACAGCAAAGCCUUACUGCCCUUUCAACCCCCUCCACCUCUACCACUUCCCAACCAAGAUUCCUCUGAUCCUUCAGCGCCAUUGUCCCUGCUUCCUCAGGUGCCCCUGGACCCAGAUGAAUUGUGGGUACACGAGGGAUGUAUAAUCUGGGCCAGUGGGGUGUAUCUCGUUAAUGGAAGGCUCUAUGGUGUGCAGGAGGCACUAGAUGGUGCCAGAGAGACAUGCUGCUCCCAUUGUAAGGCAAUGGGUUCAACCCUUGGCUGCUACAGUAAAGGCUGCACACUAAGAUACCACUAUUUGUGUGCUACAGAGGCAGGCUGUGCUCUGAAUGAAGACAACUUUUCAUUGCGGUGUCCAAAGCACAAGUUCCCUCAGAACAAUCGGCCAGUGAAGCCUGUGUGUCCAGCGCAAUCGGAGAUAGGUUGAGGGAGAGCAAGAAUGGAGCACCGAAGAGACAGACCUGAGCACACGUCGGAUGGGUGUUAAAAUCGAUGAGAGGAAUCCAGAAAACAAAACUACUGUGUGGGGGAAAUCAUGAAAUCCUGGAGCAAGAAAUAUUUUUAGAAAGUCCCUUUUCUGAAGAACCCUUUUUUUUAUGCAAAACAAAUACCAGAAUAAUCUCUCAUCAGUAAAAACAAAUGAUGAAAUAUUGAUGAAGAUCAAAGGACUGAAGAAUACUGAAGGAGAUGCGGGAAGAAAGCAAAUGAUGGAGGAAAGAAAAACAUGGCAACAGAGACCCACACACUGACACUGGAAAAAGAGAAACUUGCUCCCUUUUAAAAAAAAUUUUGUGAAAAAUGUGGGGGAAGUUUUUGACUAUCAUUUUUUCAUCAUUGUGAAUAUUUAAUUUAUUUUUUAAACUGAAAUACUGGGCAUAUAAGUGGAGAGAAUGGAACUGGGAAUGAGUAUGGGAAAGGACUGCAAGAGCAUGGAGAGAAAAUUGAUGGGGAGUGAGAGAGAAGAGCAGGGUAUUCUUACAGCUAUCAUUGUCAGCAUUUCCAUUUUUAAUACGAUCACCGAUUUAUACUCUAGUCUGAAUGGGAUCUUCUCUAUUUAAAAUAGUUGACUGAGGUUGAUGAACUACUUUUUCCCCCUAAUGUUAAAAAAUAAUGGCACCACAUUUUAAUUGUUUGAGUGGCCUCUGAGAUUAAUAUUGCCUUGGGAAAUGUUGGCUUGUUGCCUCUUGGAAUUUGUGUGUGCGUGUUUGCACACUCUUAUGACUUUGCCUGUAUGAUCCUUUGAAAAAUUCUCCUGUUUUCAUUAUGGGGGUUUUUACAAAGCAGACAGUAUAGAACAUUUUACAUAGAAUUGCUCCCAGAUCAGAUAAAUCAUGUUAUCUUUGAGGAGGAGGCUAGAGAUAAUAAUGGGACUGCGCCCUCAUACUUUAUUGACCCAAUGGGUAUGUCAACUGACAACAGUAAAUGGGCUAAAGAUCCAAUAUAACAAAAGUCUUUUUUGAGCAGUAAAGUGGUUCAAUAGACAAGGAGACAAUACGCUGAGAGAGAGAAAAAACAUUCAGCCAUCUUAAAAAAACAUCAGUUUAAGCUCAAGUGUGAACUCAUCUGUAUUACUAUAGUCAUUAUUUCUAUUGUUUUUUUAUUCUGGUAAAAAGUGACAAUAUCAAAAUGUUGUAUUGGAACUGCCUUGUAAAUAUGUACAUGGAUUAUAAAAAUGACCAAAUUGGGGGAAAAA
Conger conger (European conger) is the source of this 5849-nucleotide messenger RNA. RefSeq lists its product as uncharacterized. Gene Ontology annotation, biological process: regulation of transcription by RNA polymerase II. The transcript is spliced from 5 exons. The coding region runs from base 9 to 4583 and encodes 1524 amino acids. Lineage: Eukaryota; Metazoa; Chordata; Actinopteri; Anguilliformes; Congridae. Gene Ontology annotation, cellular component: nucleus. The record is from RefSeq and is a predicted model, not a curated record.